AUGUUACAAGAUUUAGGAAACUUUAUAGGAGAUAAGUUACAAAGUUUAUUUAAUAAAAGGGUAACGGAUGAAACAAUAGAGACAUUAUUAAAUGAUAUAUGUGAUAAGUUAAUAACAAAUAAUGUUAAGCCAUCUCAUGUAGAACAUUUAAAGAAUGAUAUGAUGAUAAGAAUUAAAGAAAAGCCUAUACAAACAAAUGCAAAUAAAGUGAAGUAUAUUCAGAAUAUUGUAUUUGAGUCAUUAAUAGAGUUUAUAGAUCCUAAAACAGAAACUUAUAAAAUUGAAAAGGGGACAGUCAAUGUGAUAGUUUUUGUAGGACUACAAGGAGCAGGUAAAACAACCAGUAUAUGUAAGUAUGCAAACUUCUAUAAAAAGAGAGGAUUCAAAGUAGGAAUAGUAUGUGCAGAUACAUAUAGAGCAGGAGCAUUAGAUCAAAUCAAACAGAAUUGUAGUAAGAUAAACAUACCAUUUUUUGGAUCAGAUAAUCCAGAUGCAGUAGAAGUAGCAAAGACGGGAGUAAUUCAAUUUAAAAGACAUAAUUUUGAAUUAAUAUUAGUAGAUACAUCGGGUAGACAUACAGAAGAAACAGAAUUAUUUAAAGAGAUGGAAGGGAUAGUAAAAGCAAUACAACCAAAUAAUAUUGUCUUUGUAAUGGAUGCAGGUAUAGGACAGUCAGCAGAAGAACAGGCAAUGGGAUUUAAGAAAAGUGUAAAAGUAGGAGGAAUAAUACUAACUAAGAUAGAUGGAGCAUCAAAGGCAGGAGGAGCACUUAGUUCAGUAGCAGCAACAGGAUGUCCAAUAGAAUUUAUAGGAUCAGGAGAAGAUAUGAAUUCAUUAGAACAAUUCAAUCCUAAUAGAUUUAUUUCGAAGUUACUUGGGAAGGGAGAUAUUGAAGGACUGUUUGAAAAGUUCAGUUUAUUAGAUAUCGAUGAAGAAGAAGCAAUGAAUAAGUUUAUGAAAGGAACAAUGACAUUAGGAGAUUAUUAUGGUUAUUUUAAACAAAUGUUAUCACUUGGAUCAAUUUCAUCACUUCUUAAUAUGAUACCAGGAGUUAAGAAUAUUAAAAUACCAGAUGAAUCUAAAUUUAAGAGAAUGACAUACGCGUUUGAUUCGAUGUCUAAAUCAGAGUUAAAUUCAUUUGGAGAUCUUUUUGUUAAAGAACCAAAUAGACUUAAAAGAAUAUCAAGAGGUUCAGGAAUAUCAAUUGAUGAACUUAAUGAGACCAUUCAAAAUUACAAGUUAAUUAAUCAGUUUUCUAAGAAAUUGUUAAAUAAUCAAAAUUUAAAAAAUCUUUCAGAAAGUAAUCACUUGAGGAAUCAAGUUAGUGAGUAUUUAGGCUUUAAUUUUGAUGAUAUGAUGGAUGAUUUGGAAAAAUUUAAAUCUAAGAAAACAGAUGAUUUUAAUGAUCUCAGUUGA
Hepatospora eriocheir is the source of this 1416-nucleotide messenger RNA. NCBI's taxonomy places the organism in Eukaryota, Fungi, Microsporidia, Hepatosporidae. The record is from the annotation of a GenBank genome assembly.